AUUCUUAAUUUUAACCUAAAAAUUUAAGAAUGAUUUGUCGCAAGUGUAGUAAUCCAGCGACUGUAAAUAUUAGAAAAGAAUAUUGUUAUUGUAACGAAUGCUUUAUUUCUAUGAUAAAUCAUAAGUUUCGUGCAUGUAUUGGUAAAAAUAAAACAUUGUCAGCUAAUGAAAAAGUACUAAUUUGUCUAUCUGGCGAUGGAAGCUCUACAGUUUUAUUAGAUUUGAUAUACAAUGCCAUUUCUUUAAAUAACCACAAAAAAUUAAGAGUGGUUCCAUAUUUUUUACAUAUAAUAGAAGCUGUUUCAGACAACGAAAACAUAUCAAACACAAUAAUUGAACAGUGUAAAAAUUAUGGUUUUACUGUUACCGUAGUAAAUAUUAAAGAAUACUAUAAAAAUAUUUUGUGUAACACAGGAGAACUGGAAAAUCAGAACUCAAAUAAUUCAAAAAGUAUUUUAUCAGAUGUACCUUCCUCUAUUGGUCAAGAUGUUGUUGCAAAAAUGAAACAGAACAUUUUUGUGAAAGUUUCAAAGACUUUAGACUGUAAAUCUAUCUUUACAGCUGAAACAACUACUACAUUGGCUACUAAGUUGUUAUCUAAUAUUGCAAUUGGCAGAGGCUCUCAAAUUGAGAAUGAUAUUGGUUUUGCAGACAAAAGAGAUAGCAAUGUAAAAAUUUUGAGACCUUUGAAAGAUAUUUCUAAUGAAGACAUACAAUGUUAUCUAAAAGUUAAAGAUAUUAAACCCGCUAAAUGUAUGCAUAAUAAAUUAAAUGAAACAAGCCUUCAGUCUGUUAUUAAAAACUUUGUAAUGGAUCUACAGGAAAACUAUCCAGCUACUGUAUCUACGAUAUGUAAAACGGCAGAUAAAAUUGGUUCUGUAACGAAUAAUUUUAAUAAGAAGAAAUGUAAAGUGUGUCAGAGCAUCUUAGAUAAUAAUGAUUCAAAACUGACAGCAGUAGAUGCCACUAUGUUUUCUAGGCAGGUUUCGUCAAUACCAUCUAGAAUAUCAAUACACAAUGAAGAUAAACAAAAUAUUGAAGGGGAGAACAAUUUAAUGUUCCCAUUUAUUUAUGAAAGUUUAUGUUAUUGUUGUAGUAGAAAUGUAUCUGAACUAGGUGAUCCUCUGUUACAUAUUUUAGUUUAAUUUUAUAAAACGCAAAAAAAAAUCAUUACUUUUAAUUAUCAACCCAU
Molecule: messenger RNA, 1192 nt
Organism: Melitaea cinxia (Glanville fritillary)
Lineage: Eukaryota; Metazoa; Arthropoda; Insecta; Lepidoptera; Nymphalidae
Gene: Ctu2
Product: cytoplasmic tRNA 2-thiolation protein 2-A
Exons: 4
Coding region: 30-1145 (371 amino acids)
Biological process (GO): tRNA wobble position uridine thiolation
Cellular component (GO): cytosol
Molecular function (GO): tRNA binding; sulfurtransferase activity
Source: RefSeq, a predicted model, not a curated record